AGCUCGGGUCACAACAAGCCGGCAGCGGCGGAGGCGGCCUCCAUUUUGACUCCGACACCGAGCCGCGCCUCACGUGUCCUGGGCCGUCUCUCCCUCUCCCUCUCUCUCCCCCCCUCACAUGACCCGAGUGUUUGUUCCCGUGAUCACCACUUCCAUCUCUCGUCCGUGACACUGUAUAUCAUUUUUUUUUACUCUGACCCUGAUGGAUAUGCUCGAACGGAGUCUGGACAGCGCAAGCCAAGAAAAGCAAGAAGACGAAGUUGUCCAGGUGUCUGAAGACGGGACAGGAGAGGAGCAGACGGCCGUCACCAUAGCCGGCGUGCAGCAGGCUGCAGCGUUCGCCGACCACAACAUACAAUAUCAGUUCCGCACCGAGGGGGGGCAGGUGACGUACCGCGUUGUCCAGGUGACCGACCAGCAGCUCGAAGGGCGGGAUGACGGGGGAGCAGCAGCAGUGAUCCAAAACCCUUUCAGCAAUGGAGGAAGCCCGGCGGGCGACGCGGUGGGAGGGGAGACGCGCUUCGCUUACUUCCCCGCUGCCGCGGUGAGCGACGGGACCGUGUCUGUUCAGGCCGCCGCGGACCCCACACUCACGCAGGCAGGGGGUCAGUUCUACGUGAUGAUGACCCCCCCCGACGUCAUUCAGACGGGCCCGCAGCGGACCAUCGCUCCUCGCUCUCAACCGUACCCCGCAGAUGAAAACGAGCUGCUGCAGCAAGAAGGUUUAAACUGGAAAAUGGACGGGCCGCGAACGCCGAGAGAUGAAAGGAGGAGAGCGCAACACAAUGAAGUCGAAAGGCGGAGAAGAGACAAGAUCAACAACUGGAUCGUCACGCUUUCCAAGAUCAUACCAGACUGCAACAUUGACAGCACCAAGACCGGAGCAAGCAAAGGGGGCAUCCUGUCGAAGGCCUGCGACUACAUCCGCGACUUGAGGCAAAGCAACCAGCGGCUGCAGGAGGAUGUGAAGGACGUGGAGAGGAUACAAGUGGACAACGACCUGUGCAGGCAGCAGAUUGAAGAGCUGAAGAACGAGAACGCUUUGCUCCGAGCGCAACUGCAGCAGCACGGCAUCGAGAUGGUGGGAGAGACGCCGCCGCAGUGAGGCAGAGACCCACAAAAUAACGCAACACACACACACAACCCAGGAGGGGGUGGGGGGGAGGCGGGACCACCACUCAGACGCCAGGCAGACGGCCCGGAAGAGAGGAACAAAAACAAAUAAUUAACAAAAAAGAAAUCAAAUGAGAAGGACUUGUGAAGAAUCCCCCUCUCUCUCCGAAUGCCCCCUCGCCCCGCCUGACUGCCCCCCGCCCUGCUGAGACAACCACCUGGUACCACCCACCACCACCAGUGCUUCCCCAGCAGGGGCCGUGAAGCAGCGCCUCUGCUGGACUCCGCCCUCCUUCAGCGUUUAUGCAGCCUCACUCAUGGACUGUGAUGGGUUUUGUUUUUGUUUUUUGUUUUUUUCUUCUUCUGCGAAAUCAGGAUUUUCAUUAAGUCCAUUUGUUCCGUUUGUCUUGUCUGGUGUUAAUGUUUGUUCUUAGCUGCUUUUAAUUUAUUAGUCGGCUCGCUGGCAGAAGCCUCGAUGGAGGCCGGUUACUGCAGGAGCUCUUUGAGCCAGAAAACAUCAAAGCGAGAAGCGAGAAUAACAUUGUGAGGCCACAGACUGAAAUCUGAAUGCCGCGUGCACGCUGCUCACCUUCCAACCUGCCUUCCACUCUGGUUCGUGUAAAUAAGACUGUUGUAAUACAGUUUUUCCACAGCUUCCGAGCCCAUUACCUCUGGGGGGGGGGGAAACGGCAAUCAUGCGUUCACGUCGUAGUAUUUGCCUACGGAAGCUUCUGUGCUGGAAUUGUUGUCCAUCCAGAAAACAACUCUUAGAAAGAUCCAACGGUUCGAAUUCGGUGUCAUUCUCAGAUUGGGAGGGUGCCCCGUGUAGACCGCUGGGGGCCCCGGCGUACCGCUCUGUGCUCUGUGGGCCGGAGACGGAACCGUCCACAGCCGCUUCUUCUCGCCCGACUUCUUUUCGCUCACGAGCGAUUCGUCGGGAGUCUCGAUCCGCGUACGAAUAAUCCCCACGCGGUUCAUUCCAAGCCGUUUGCUCUAUUUCGGUAUCGGAACACUUCAAAUGCAGCUCGACGCACACGGGGAGGGGGGGGGGGGGAAGGGCACACUCAAAGCCUCCGCUCACCAGCUUCUUAGGCAAAGCACGGCUCGUCCUCCAUGGCGAGAAAGAGGUCACCAAUAACUACUCACCCCCCCUCAAUAUUAACGUUAUUGCUGAAGACUUUGUGAAUGAACAUAAGUGAUGCUUUGCUUCUGAGUCGACCGCUGAGGGAGAAGAAGAUCACACCUUUGGAUCCCCGUAGAGAGAGCGUGAUCUAACGGGACUCCUGGUCCAAAAGCAGAGGAAUCCAUGUGUCGCACUAGUUUAAAUGGUAUUUUUAUUUUUCCACCCCCCCCCCCCCCCCCUCCCCCCCCAGUGAGAGGAGCGAAUGUGAAGACAUGAAUAACACUUUGUAGGAAGGAUGUUCACAAACGAGAAAGGUCACUCUUGGCUAUUUUUUUUUGUUUUUCUUUGUGGUUUCUUUUUUGAGGAAUGGCAAAAGAAUGAAGUGAAACAAUCCUUUGUGUAGCAGCCUCACUUUUCUCAGGUUAGAUUUUAAGACACCUUUUCUAAGUAAAAUGGUGAAUAAAAGUUUCACUAGUUAAUAACCUUAA
Molecule: messenger RNA, 2724 nt
Organism: Gasterosteus aculeatus aculeatus (three-spined stickleback)
Lineage: Eukaryota; Metazoa; Chordata; Actinopteri; Perciformes; Gasterosteidae
Gene: usf2l
Product: upstream transcription factor 2, c-fos interacting-like
Biological process (GO): regulation of transcription by RNA polymerase II
Molecular function (GO): RNA polymerase II cis-regulatory region sequence-specific DNA binding; DNA-binding transcription factor activity, RNA polymerase II-specific; protein dimerization activity
Source: RefSeq, a predicted model, not a curated record